ACCACUUGCUUGACGCUCUGCAGAGUCGUCGGUGCCUUUUGCUCACUUUCGGCUCUGCUUGGCGUCGUGUGUUAAGCAACGACCACGUCGCAGGCAUUAUGCCAGACACAGGGGACAUGAAAAGGCGGGCAAAGCUGACCUAUGCCUGGAGCUCAUGGUCUAGCCGGGAAGACUGAGUCAGCAGGAGAUCUUUGAUUUCCUGUCGUAGUGCUAAGGUGAAGUGGGCAGAGAGCACUGGGGGGAGAAGGGGAAGGACUCCUUACCCCAGACUAGGGACCCAGAGAAGGUUUCAUAAAGAAGAGCUCCACUGAUCUGAAAUAGGUGAUUGGAUGCAACUUAGCCGGGCAAAAAUCAGAUUUCCAGUUGGCGACGUUUCAGGUUAUAAUAUGAAAAUGCUGCUGAUUUUGUUCCUCGUGAUCGUAUGUUCCCAUGUUUCCAUCAACCAACAUUCUGGCCCUGAGUACGCCGACGUGCUGUUCCUGGUGGACAGCUCCGACCACCUGGGAGUGAAGUCCUUCCCGCCGGUGAAGACGUUCAUCAGCAGGAUGGUCAGCAGCCUCCCCAUAGAGGCGGACAAGUACCGCGUGGGGCUGGCCCAGUACAGCGACGAGCUCCACGCUGAGUUCCAGCUCAGCGCCUUCAGGAGCCGGGGCCCCAUGCUCAACCACCUCAAGAAGAACUUCGGGUUCCUGGGCGGCUCCCCGCGCCUGGGCAACGCUCUCCGGGAGGCGCACAGGACCUACUUCUCAAACGGAAGGGACAGGAAGCAGUUUCCCCCGAUCCUGGUGGUCCUGGCUUCGGCCGAGCCUGAGGAUGCCGUGGAAGAGGCCGCCGAGGCCCUGCGCAAAGACGGGGUGCGGAUCGUCUCCGUGGGGACGCAGAGUGUGUCCGAGGAGACCCUGAAGGCCGUGGCCACGGCCCAGUUCCACUACCGCCUCCGCACGGUCCGAGACCUUGGCGCGUUCUCCCUGAACAUGACGCAGAUCCUCAAGGAGGCGGCUCAGUCCACGGAGGGAGCUGUCAACGACAUCCUUGUGGAAGUGUGCCAAGGCCCCUCCGUCGCUGACGUCGUGUUCCUAUUGGAUGUGUCCGUCAACGGCAGCUGGGAGGACUUUGACUAUCUUCGAGAGUUCCUGGAGGAAAGUGUGUCUGCGCUGGACGUCAGGGAGCACUGCAUGCGGGUCAGCCUGGUGGCCUACAGCAACGAGACCAAGGUGAUCAACCCCCUGAGCCGGGGCGUCAACAAGUCGGUGGUGCUCCGGGACAUCCAGAGCCUCUCUCCCCAGGCUGGGAAGGCCUACACUGGAGCCGCCUUGAGAAAGGUCCGGAAGGAGGUCUUUAGCGCACAGAACGGCAGUCGGAAGAAUCAGGGGGUCCCGCAGAUCGCCGUGCUGGUGACCCACCACCCAUCAGAGGACAACGUGACCAAGGCGGCCGCGAGCCUCCGGCGCCAGGGGGUGACCAUCUUCACCAUGGGCAUCGAGGGGGCCAGUGAUGCCCAGCUGGAGAAGAUAGCAUCUCACCCUGCUGAGCAAUACGUCUCCAAACUGAAAACCUUCUCCGACCUGGCAGCCCACAACCAGACCUUCCUGAAGAAGCUGCGGAACCAGAUCACACACACUGUCUCUGUGGUCUCGGAGCGGACGGCAACCCUCAAAUCCGGUUGCGCGGACACGGAGGAAGCAGACAUCUAUCUGCUCAUCGAUGGCUCCAGGAGCGUCCAGGCCACUGACUUCCAGGAGAUGAAAACCUUCCUGUCGGAGGUCGUAGGAAUGUUCAACAUCGCUCCCCAGAAGGUGCGGGUCGGGGCCGUGCAGUACGCCGACCGCGGGGACUUGGAGUUUGACAUCAGCAAGUACACGAACAAGCACGACGUGGGCAAGGCCAUCGACAACAUCCGGCAGAUGGGGGGGAAGACCAACACGGGUGCCGCCCUGAAUUUGACCCUGGGCCUCCUGCAGAAGGCCAAGCGGCAGCGGGGAGGCCGCGUGCCCUGCCACCUGGUGGUCCUGACCAGCGGCGCGGCCCACGACAGCGUCGCCGAGCCCGCGGAGAGACUGAGGCAGGAGCUGGUCCACGUCUACGCCGUCGGGGUCAAGGACGCGAACCAGACGCAGCUGCGCCAGAUCGCGGGCGAGGACAAGCGGGUGUACUACGUGCACGACUUUGACGCUUUGAAAGACAUCAGAAACCAGGUUGUUCAGGAGAUCUGUGCUGAAGAAGCCUGCAAGGAGAUGAAGGCAGACAUCAUGUUUCUGGUGGACAGUUCUGGCAGUAUAGGACUGGACAACUUCAUCAAAAUGAAAACAUUUAUGAAAAACCUGGUGAGCAAAUCUCAGAUUGGGGCAGACUGGGUGCGGAUCGGCUUGGUCCAGUUCAGCCACGUCAACAAGGAAGAGUUCCAGCUCGACACAUAUGGGUCCCAGGGGGACAUUACAGAUGCCAUAGACCGAAUGGCUCACAUUGGAGAGACCACCUUGACCGGCAGUGCCCUGACCUUCGUGUCUCAGUACUUCAGCCCGGCCAAGGGGGCCCGGCCCAGUGUCAGGAAGUUCCUCAUCCUCAUCACGGAUGGUGAGGCUCAGGAUGCCGUCAAGGAGCCAGCGGUGGCGCUCCGGCAAGAAGGCAUCAUCAUCUACUCUGUGGGCGUGUUCGGCUCCAACGUCACCCAGCUCGAGGAGAUCAGCGGCAGGCCGGAGAUGGUCUUCUACGUUGAGAAUUUUGACAUCCUCCAGCACAUUGAAGAUGACCUCGUUUUCGGGAUCUGCAGCCCUCGGGAAGAGUGCAAGCGCAUUGAGGUUUUGGACGUCGUGUUUGUGAUUGACAGCUCUGGCAGCAUCGACCAGGAUGAGUAUAAUACCAUGAAGGAUUUCAUGGUCGACUUGGUGAAGAAAGCUGACGUGGGCAAGAACAAGGUCCGGUUUGGGGCUCUGAAAUACGCCGACGACCCGGAGGUGCUGUUCUAUCUGGACCACCUUGACACAAAAUGGGAGGUGAUUUCGGUGCUCCGGAAUGACCAGCCCAUGGGGGGCAACACCUAUACAGCCGAGGCCCUGGGCUUCUCAGACCACAUGUUCACCGAAGCCCGGGGCAGCCGCCUGGACAAGGGGGUCCCCCAGGUCCUCAUCGUGAUCACCGACGGGGAGUCCCAUGAUGCUGACAAGCUCAAUGCCACAGCCAGGGCCUUGCGGGACAAGGGCAUUCUUGUCCUGGCCGUGGGGAUCGCGGGGGCCAACCCCGUGGAGCUGCUGGCCAUGGCGGGAUCGAGCGACAAGUACUUCUUCGUGGAAACUUUCGGAGGCCUGAAGGGGAUAUUUUCAGACGUGUCCGCCAGUGUGUGUAACUCUUCAAAAGUAGAUUGCGAAAUUGAAAAGGUAGAUCUCGUCUUCCUCAUGGAUGGCUCGAACAGCAUUCACCCGGACGACUUCCGGAAGAUGAAGGACUUCUUGGCGUCCAUCGUGGAAGACCUCGACGUGGGCGCCGACAGAGUGCGCGUAGGCGCGGCGCAGUUCAGCCACACCUACCGGCCCGAGUUCCCGCUGGGCGCCUGGGGCGGCCGGCAGGCGGUGUCCUCGCGCAUCGCGCGCGUCCAGCAGAUCUUCGGCUACACGCACAUCGGCGCCGCGCUACGGCAGGUGGGCCGCUACUUCCGGCCGGACGCGGGCAGCCGCAUCGGUGCGGGCGCCCCGCAGGUGCUGCUGGUCCUCACCGACGGCCAGUCCCAGGACGAGGUGGCCCAGGCGGCCGAAGAGCUGAGACACAAGGGCGUUGACAUCUACUCCGUGGGCAUCGGGGAUGUAGAUGACCAGCAGCUCGUUCAGAUCACCGGGACCGCGGAUAAAAAACUGACCGUCCACAACUUCGACGAACUGAAGAAGGUCAAGAAGAGGAUCGUGCGCAACAUCUGCACCUCGGGGGGCGAGAGCCAUUGUUUUGUGGACAUCGUGGUGGGAUUUGACAUCUCAACUCAGCAGAAUGGGCAGACCUUGCUGGAAGGUCAGUCUUGGAUGGAAACCUACCUGCAAGACACCUUGCGUGCCAUCAGCUCCCUCAAUGGGGUAAGCUGUGAGGUGGGCACAGAGACUCAGGUAAGCGUGGCUUUUCAAGUGACCAACGCCCUGGAAAAAUACUCCCCCAAGUUUGAGAUCUACAGUGAAAACAUACUGAACAGUUUAAAGGAUGUAACAGUUAAAGGACCGUCUCUUCUCAACGCCAACCUCUUGAGUUCUCUGUGGGAGGCAUUUCAGAAUAAAUCAGCUGCUCGGGGAAAGGUGGUUCUCUUGUUUUCAGAUGGAUUGGAUGAUGAUGUUGAAAAACUUGAACAGAGAUCUGAUGAACUUAGGAAAGAAGGCCUAAAUGCUCUCAUCACUGUUGGUCUGGAUGGAGCCACCAGCUCACAUGACCUGGCUGACCUUCUCUACCUUGAGUUUGGGAAGGGAUUUGAGUAUAGGACCCAGCUCACUCUCGGAAUGAGGGAUCUUGGGAGCCGGCUGUCAAAGCACCUGGUCAAUGUUGCAGAAAGGACAUGCUGCUGUCUGUUCUGCAAGUGCAUUGGAGGAGAUGGUACCGUGGGAGACCCUGGACCACCAGGAAAAAAGGGACCCCCAGGCUUUAAAGGCAGUGAAGGCUACCUGGGAGAGGAAGGCAUUGCUGGAGAAAGAGGAGCGCCUGGACCAGUGGGAGAGCAGGGCGCUAAGGGAUGCUAUGGCGCCCGGGGUCCGAAGGGACACAAGGGACUAAAUGGACAGGAGGGAGAAGUUGGGGAAAGCGGAAUUGAUGGGUUAAAUGGAGAAAAGGGUGACGAUGGUCUUCCUGGAGCAAAAGGAGAAAAAGGUGAUGAUGGAGUCCAGGGAAUCCCAGGAGAGAGAGGGAUUUCCGGGGACCAUGGAGCAAAGGGCCUGCGAGGAGAUCGUGGCGUUCCUGGAUUUGACAAUAGCAUAGAAGGACCCACGGGCUUGAAAGGAGAACGUGGAAGAGAAGGGAGAAGAGGCUGGCCAGGCCCCCCAGGAACACCGGGCUCCAGAAGAAAGACAACAGCUCAUGGCCGGAGGGGACAUACAGGCCCACAGGGGGAAGCAGGCACCCCGGGCCCAGAUGGACUUGCAGGCUCCCUGGGACUUAAGGGCCCUCAGGGCCCAAGAGGAGAGCCUGGUGUGAAAGGAGAGAAAGGAAGUCUGGGAAGUAAAGGACCCCAGGGGCUUCCAGGACCUGCGGGAGAGGCAGGGAGUCAAGGCCGAUGGGGAAGCCAAGGAACUAAAGGGGAGCCCGGUGACCUGGGAGAAAAGGGAGCCACUGGCCUUCGGGGACCUCGAGGCGCUGCGGGCGGUGAUGGCGGCCCGGGUUAUGGCAGCAUCGGCAGUAAAGGAGCAAAGGGGCAGGAAGGAUUCCCUGGAGAAAGUGGACCCAAGGGUGAGGAGGGCGACCCUGGCAGUCCAGGAGAAACGGGACCCAAGGGAGCUGGAGGCAAGACGGUGUCCGCGGGGCUUCCAGGAGAACCGGGAUCCCCUGGGGAGCUGGGACCUCCUGGACGCAAGGGUGUCAAGGGAGCCAAAGGAUUGGCUUCAUUCUCCACGUGUGACCUCAUUCAGUAUGUGCGGGACCACAGCCCCAGCAGACACGGGAAACCCGAGUGCCCCGUGCAUCCCACCGAGCUGGUGUUCGCGCUGGACCAGUCCCGGGGCGUCACGGAGCCGGAGUUUGCGCGGAUGAAGGAGAUGAUGUCCUCCGUGGUGCGGGGCCUCCGGGUCCGGGAGCACAGCUGCCCCGCAGGCGCGCGCGUGGCCGUCCUCGCCUACGACUCCCACGCCAGGCACCUCAUCCGCUUCUCGGACGCCUACGGGAAGGACCGACUCCUCCGGGAAAUCCAGGCCCUUCCUUACGAGCGGUCCUCAGCCGGCCGGGAGGUCGGCCAGGCCAUGAGGUUCGUCUCCAGGCACGUGUUCAAGCGCGCGCUCCCGGGCGCGCACACCCGCCGGGUCGCCACCUUCUUCAGCGGAGGCCCGUCCGCCGACCCCCAGACCAUCACCACGGCCACCUUGGAGUUCAGCGCCCUGGACAUCAUCCCAGUGGUGAUCGCCUUCACCAACGUGCCCUCCGUCCGGCGCUCGUUCGCGAUCGAGGACACUGGCACAUUCCAGGUCAUCAUGGUUCCGUCCGGAGCGGAUUACACGCCAGCGCUGGAGGGCCUGCAGCGGUGCACUUUCUGCUACGACAUAUGCAACCCGGAUGCUUCUUGCGAUCAGGCCAGACCACCUCCCGUGCAGGCUUACGUGGAUGCUGCGUUCCUGGUGGACAGCUCCCGGCACGUGGGGAGGGCGGAGUUUGAAGACAUCAGGGGCUUCCUGGGCGCGCUGUUGGAUCACUUUGAAGUCAGCCCGGAGCCCGAGACCUCUGUCACUGGAGACCGGGUGGCCCUCCUGAGCUACGCUCCCCCUGGCUUCCUCGCCCGCGCUCAGGGGAGUCCCGUUAGGACUGAGUUCAACCUCACCACCUACAGGAGUAAACGUCUCAUGAAGAGGCACGUGGACGAGUCGGUGCAGCAGCUCCACGGAGAUGCUUUCCUUGGCCACGCCCUGCAGUGGGCUCUGGACAAUGUCUUCCUAAAGACACCCAACCUGAGGAGAAACAAAGUCAUUUUCGUGAUAUCAGCGGGGGAAACCAGUCACCUGGACAGGGAAACCUUGAGGAAAGAAUCCUGGAGAGCCAAGUGUCAAGGUUAUGCUCUCUUUGUGUUCUCCCUGGGCCCUUCGUGGAGUGACCAGGAACUGGAGGACCUAGCCAGCUUCCCUCUGGAUCACCAUCUGGUCCAGCUUGGCCGCAUCCACAAACCUGACCACAGUUAUGGCGUGAAGUUUUUGAAGGCUUUUAUGAGCUCUGUCAGGCGCGCGAUCAACAAAUACCCACCGAUAAACAUCAGAGCAAAGUGCAGCAGGCUGGGCGCCCCGGAUCCGCAGCAGCCCCCACGGCAGCUUCAAAGCUUUCUUCCUGGACCACAUAAAGCUACCCUCAAAGAAGAUGCACUGCAGAAGGCAAAAUUCUUUCAAUAUAAAAAAUACUUUCCAAGAUUAGUAAGAGGCAGCAGAGAUGAUACUGUUUUUACCAGAAACACAUCUCAUACCUUUAAAUAUGGAAGAAGGGUGGUAAAAACUGCUCCCAGACCACAUGAUAAAGGAAGUGCUCGAACAGAAGAACUUGGCCUCAGGAAGCACGCUGAGACUCUGGACGCAGAGAACUAAAUCUGCCACCACGACGACGGGCAGCUCCUGU
Camelus dromedarius (Arabian camel) is the source of this 7266-nucleotide messenger RNA. Its product is annotated as collagen alpha-6(VI) chain. NCBI's taxonomy places the organism in Eukaryota, Metazoa, Chordata, Mammalia, Artiodactyla, Camelidae. The coding region runs from base 330 to 7235 and encodes 2301 amino acids. The record is from RefSeq and is a predicted model, not a curated record. The transcript has 37 exons. Gene Ontology annotation, molecular function: extracellular matrix structural constituent conferring tensile strength.